Molecule: messenger RNA, 1571 nt
Organism: Calliphora vicina (urban bluebottle blowfly)
Lineage: Eukaryota; Metazoa; Arthropoda; Insecta; Diptera; Calliphoridae
Product: protein lap1-like
Exons: 2
Coding region: 133-1086 (317 amino acids)
Biological process (GO): receptor clustering; embryo development; cell-cell adhesion
Cellular component (GO): adherens junction; basolateral plasma membrane; postsynaptic membrane
Molecular function (GO): protein binding
Source: RefSeq, a predicted model, not a curated record
UGUAUAAGUUUUUGCAAGUGAAUUUGUUUACAUUGAAGAGAUUUGUUAGAACGACUGCAAAUUAGAAUAUAACAAAUACAUAAUAUGUGCCUUUAAAAAACAAUAACUUUUGCUAGUAAUGAUACCAAGACAAUGUCAUUAUCAAAAUUGUUCCCUUGUUUUCAAUUUCGAUUGGAAGACAACAUUAAUAAAUUAGACUACAGUAAUAAUAUAUUGUCGGAGGGAUUUCCUCAAGUGUGGCAAUAUGAAAGAACUUUGGAAGAAUUGAAUGUGAUGUCAACACGGAUCAACUAUUUUCCGCCGCAACUAUUUUAUUGUCAAGGACUUAAGAUUAUAUUAGCCAAUAACAAUAGCUUAGAAAGUAUCCCAGAAGCCAUCGGAUCAUUACGUCAGUUACAGCAGCUAAACUUAAGUAGAAAUUUUAUUUCGAAUGUUCCCGACAACAUAAAAUCCUGUAAGAAUUUAACACACUUGGAUCUCAGUUGCAAUAUGUUGCAAAAACUGCCCGAUGCUAUAACAUGUCUGAUUUCAUUGCAAGAGAUUAUUUUAAAUGAAACAUAUUUAGAGUUUUUGCCAGCUAAUUUUGGACAAACAAUAACUUUUGCUAGUAAUGAUACCAAGACAAUGUCAUUAUCAAAAUUGUUCCCUUGUUUUCAAUUUCGAUUGGAAGACAACAUUAAUAAAUUAGACUACAGUAAUAAUAUAUUGUCGGAGGGAUUUCCUCAAGUGUGGCAAUAUGAAAGAACUUUGGAAGAAUUGAAUGUGAUGUCAACACGGAUCAACUAUUUUCCGCCGCAACUAUUUUAUUGUCAAGGACUUAAGAUUAUAUUAGCCAAUAACAAUAGCUUAGAAAGUAUCCCAGAAGCCAUCGGAUCAUUACGUCAGUUACAGCAGCUAAACUUAAGUAGAAAUUUUAUUUCGAAUGUUCCCGACAACAUAAAAUCCUGUAAGAAUUUAACACACUUGGAUCUCAGUUGCAAUAUGUUGCAAAAACUGCCCGAUGCUAUAACAUGUCUGAUUUCAUUGCAAGAGAUUAUUUUAAAUGAAACAUAUUUAGAGUUUUUGCCAGCUAAUUUUGGACGUUAAAUACGCCUUGGUGUUGUUCGUCUGCACAAUUGUGCUAUGAAAUGACAAUCCCUGCAAUCAGUGCUGCCAACUUUUUUUUGGAGAAAUCGUCAAUUUUUAAAAAAAAAAUCGUCAAAAUCGUCAAGUUAUGCUGGGUAUACACGAUACUAUUUUUCGUACUAAUCGUAGUAUGAGUUGAAGUACGAUUUUGUGAUAGACGUUACUAUAAAUCGUACUAUUUCCUUUGAAAAAAAUGACAAGUAAUAAAAAUAUCACAAAAAUCAAAAAUUUUUGAUUUUCAUACUUCGUUAGUACGACAACAUGAUACACGUUACUAAUUUCAUACUUAUACGACUUAUCGUAACGUGUAUACCUAGCAUUAAAAAGAAAAAUAUCGUCAAGACAAAAAUACAUUAAAAAUACCAAAAACAUUUUUUUAUUAACUAUUUAAAUAUUUUUAUUUUAUUUACAUGUAAAUAAAGUUAUUAUUUAAUAAAAAAAAAUAA